Sebastes umbrosus (honeycomb rockfish) is the source of this 8358-nucleotide messenger RNA. Its product is annotated as adhesion G protein-coupled receptor A3. The transcript has 19 exons. Lineage: Eukaryota; Metazoa; Chordata; Actinopteri; Perciformes; Sebastidae. Gene Ontology annotation, cellular component: glutamatergic synapse; postsynaptic density; plasma membrane. Bases 423 to 4616 code for a protein of 1397 amino acids. Gene Ontology annotation, molecular function: G protein-coupled receptor activity; protein binding. The record is from RefSeq and is a predicted model, not a curated record. Gene Ontology annotation, biological process: G protein-coupled receptor signaling pathway; cell surface receptor signaling pathway.
GGGCGCAAGAAGUGGAUGAUGAUAAGAGUGAAUGGCAACACGGCAUGCAGGAGCUGCUCCAACAGGAGGAGACGGGCUGUUUUAGUGGAUGAUUAGGGAGGAUUUUCUACCUCAAGCCACGUGUUCUUACAGCCGAUAUGCUGCCGCAGCUUGGAGAGGAUGUGUCGCAGGAAAGUUUAUCCGGACUUUGAAAGAAGCGCGCCGUUUGGAAGUUUCCCACAGUUUAUUUUGUGACAGAAUGGCACAGACGCAGCGUUUUAAUCGCCAAAGAAGCGCAGAAAGUUUCCAGCUGUUUGUGAGGACGCAGCAGGUGAGCAGCUGGACAUGAGGUCCACCGGACUGCAGCUCGAUGUGAAAUGGUCCCGACUUGUCACAGAAGAGGCUGGGAGGAUAUAACUUAAACAAAAAAGAAUAUCUCCACCAUGAGAGCGCUGACUCUGCUGUGCGUAAUAGUUUGCGCGCUGUGGGAGUCGAACCUGUGCAACAGGAACUGUCCGGACCUGAUCGUUGACAGCUGUCACUGCUCGGCGGAGAGGUCCAAGGAGCUGAGCAGGCAGCACGUCCACAGAGUCAAAGUGGUGUGUGAUGAUGUGGACCUGAUGGACACCCUGCAGACCAGCUUCCUACCCAACAGAACCGUGUCCCUAAACCUGAGUAAUAACAAGAUCUCCCUACUGAGGAAUGGCUCCUUCUUUGGCUUGGCUGCCCUGGAAAAACUGGACCUGAAGAAUAAUUUGAUAAGUACAGUGGAGCCCGGGGCCUUCCGUGGUCUGCUGGCUCUGAGGAGACUGGACCUGUCCAACAACAGGAUUGGCUGUCUCUCGCCUGACAUGUUUCUCGAUCUGGGCAGCCUCUCAAAAUUGAAUUUAUCUGGGAACAUCUUCUCCACUCUGACCGUGGGACUCUUUACACACCUCGUGGCUCUCCGAGUGCUGCACUUCAGCACUGACACUUUGUUCUGCGACUGUCAGCUGAAGUGGCUGCUCCUCUGGGCUCGAAGCAACUCGGUGAGGAUUGGCAACGACACGGUGUGCGUGUUCCCCACCCACCUCCACGGACUGGACUUUCGCAACCUGCGUGAACAGCAGCUCAGUUGUGAUGGACCUCUGGAGAUGCCCCUCUUCCAGCUCAUCCCCUCCCAGAGACAACUGGUUUUUCACGGAGACCGUCUUCCCCUGCAGUGCACCGCCUCCUACCUGGACCCCUCGGUGGAGCUGCGGUGGCGUCACAACGGCCGCGUCGUGACCACGCAGGAGGACCAGGGCGUGGACGUGGAGGAAACUCUGCUUCACGACUGCUGCCUUCUCACCAGUGAGGUCAUCCUCUCCAACAUUGACGUGGCCAUCGCUGGCAUCUGGGAGUGCCUGGUGACCAGUAACCGUGGCAACACUUCUCAGCAAAUGGAGAUAGUUGUCCUGGAGACGUCGGCGCCGUACUGCCCCACUGAGAGAGUCUCCAACAACAAGGGGGACUUCAGGUGGCCAAAGACUUUAGCUGGCAUCCUCUUCUUCCUGCCCUGCGCUCCCGCCACCUUCGGCUCGGCCCCCCACCCGUCUGGCAGCGCUCUUCACCCCUCCAGCCAGAAGGUGAAGAAGGCGUGGCGGAGCUGCGACCGGGCUGGACGGUGGGCUGAGGAGGACUACACUCAGUGCCCGUAUGCCAGCGAGCUGACCCGCGUACUGCAUGAGCUCACACAGAUAACUAUUAAUACCACCAAUGCUCAGCCUUUAGGCCAGCAGUUAGUGGCCUUCACCAGCAAGGCGGCACACUUCACCGACGUCAUGGAUGUCAUCUUCGUCACACACCUGGUGGAGAGACUGACGCGGCUGGUGGAGAAACGUAGAGAUCUGGGGGACUACAUAUCAGACAUAGCCAGCAACAUGAUGCUAGUGGAGGAGCACAUCCUGUGGAUGGCGCAGAACGAGGCCAGAGCGUGCACUCGCAUCGUCCAGUGCGUGGAGCGCAUCGCUGACCUGGCGCUGACCGGAGACAAUCAGGUCAUUUCGAAGGUGUCUGCUAACAUCGCUCUGGAGGCCUUUCUGAUCCGACCAUCCAACUUCCUCGGUCUCUCCUGUACGGCGCUUCAGCGGCCCCCGUCAUCCGCCACCUCGCCCCUCCCUGUCAGCCACUCCCACACUGACAAGGACACGAGCAGAGAGCGCGAUGCCGUGGGGGAAUCGUUGCUCAACUUCAAAUGCCACACUGUCAACAACAGCGGCUCACCGGCCAGUCAGCUCAGCAAGAACUCAGUGGCAGUCGCCUCAAUCCAUUUCCCGCUGGCUGCUGGUACUGGUCCGCCUAUCUCAUCCUCCUCUUCCUCCUCUGCUGCUGCUGCUGCGCUGCAAUCUGUUGAUAACUCCACUUGCAAGCUGCAGUUCAUUGUGUUUCGCAAUGGGAAACUCUUCCCUUGCACGGGCAAUUCGUCAAAUCUCGCAGACGAUGGGAAGCGCAGGAGCGUCUCGACACCAGUUGCUUUCACCAAAUUAGAUGGGUGCAGCCUCGGGAGCUCCGUGCACUCCGUUACUAUCGCUCUCAGGCACUUCGCACUGGGUGUAGACCCAACCGCAGCCUACUGGGAUUUUGACCUGCUGGAUGGACACGGUGGCUGGAGGGCAGAGGGCUGCCACAUAACAUCCUCCGGGGGCAACACGACCACCAUUCAUUGCACCCAUCAUAAUAACUUUGCUGUGCUAAUGGAUCUGAAGAAGGUGCUGUCUUUCCCCCCGUACCCUGGGGAGUUUUUGCACCCGGUCGUGUAUGCCUGCACGGCGGUCAUGUUGCUCUGCCUCUUCGCCUCCAUCAUCACGUACAUAGUGCACCACAGCGCAAUCCGCAUCAGUCGGAAGGGAUGGCAUAUGCUUCUCAACUUCUGUUUCCACACGGCUCUGACCUUUGCUGUGUUUGCCGGCGGCAUCAAUCGAAUCAAAUACCCCAUCAUCUGUCAAGCAGUCGGGGUCGUGCUGCACUACUCGUCUCUGUCGACCAUGCUGUGGCUCGGGGUGACGGCCAGGAACAUUUAUAAACAAGUGACCAAGAAGCCUCCGCAGAGCCAAGAUGGUGACCCGCCUCCGCCCCCGAAACAGACCUUGUUGAGAUUUUAUUUAGUCAGCGGUGGAGUGCCCCUCAUCAUCUGCGGGGUCACGGCAGCCGUCAAUAUAGACAACUAUGGCAGCGGGGAGCAAGCGCCGUACUGCUGGAUGGCGUGGGAGCCGAGCCUGGGAGCCUUCUACGGCCCCGUGGCCUUCAUCGUCCUGGUGACAUGCAUCUACUUCCUCUGUACCUUCAUCCAGCUGCGGCGACACCCCGAAAAGAAGUACGAGCUCAAGCAGCUGACGGAGGAGCAGCAGAGGUUGGCUGCCGUCGACGUGCCGACCCACUGCCACCAGGGAGCCGAGCCCGGAGCCCUGGCGGCCCCGCCCGGUGGCGGCCACUGCCCCGCAGGCUGCCCUGGCGUUCCCAUCAACCCCGCGCUGCUGGCCAACGAGCACUCCUUCAAGGCUCAGUUACGAACGGCGGCCUUCACCCUUUUCCUGUUCCUGGCCACCUGGACUUUCGGGGCGUUGGCCGUGUCGCAGGGCCACUUCCUGGACAUGAUCUUCAGCUGCCUUUACGGUGCCUUCUCCGUCACUCUUGGCCUCUUCAUCCUCAUCCAUCACUGUGCCAAGCGUGAUGAUGUCUGGCACUGCUGGUGUUCCUGUUGUCCCGGACGAAACGCCAACGCCUGCUCUGGCGCCCAUGGGCCUGCUCAAGCGCGGCCCAAGGUCAACGUGAACGGAGACACCCCCGGGCACGGCCACGGUCACAGCCACUGCCACCACGACUCGCCGUGUCAGGGUAAAGCACUGAUGAGCUGCGGCCACAGCAGUUUAGCUCACUGUAAACACGCCGCCCUUCCGUCCUCGCAGAAUCACGUGACGUGUCUGGCACCGGUGGCGCCGUGCUGCGCCGCAAUGCAUAGCCAGCAGCUGAUGGAAGAGGAGCCCGCGGCUACACACGUGCUGCUACACGCCGACCCAGAGGGAUACCGGCCGGGGAUCCAGUUGCACCCCUGCCUAAAGAGCAGCACCAGGACUAAAGGCCGCCACUUCAGCCGUCGGGCCGGGGCCAGUGCUUGCACAGCAGCGGGGAGCGAGAGGGAGUACGCCUAUCACAUCCCCUCCAGCGUGGACGGAGGCAGCGUUCACAGCUCACACACUGACAGCCCCCACAGCACACAUGAGCGCCACGCCCACAUCUGUCCACAUCUGGCCCACGAAGGCCACCAUGAUGGGCAUCACACAUGCCACGCCGCCGCCACUCACGAGGCCCUUGCGUGCCAUAACCCCUGCCACAGGCAUAUCUGCUGUGCCAAGGCAGACCUUUUCCCUUCGCUGUGUCCGGCAGAGGCAGGCGACACGGGCGUCUUCCUGUGUGGCUGCGGCAAAGUGGCCGAGCAGGACCCGAUGGCGACACAUCACCAUCUGGAGAUGCACGCUCCGCGCAGACAAUCCUACCCCCAGAACCCUCCCAAUCAGAACGGGAUUCUAAAGGGGGGCCUGCACGAAGGACUCCUGUACACGUCGGACAGCACGGGGAAUAUACGCACUGGACCCUGGAAGAAUGAAACUACUGUGUAGUGUGGGGAAACAGGGGAGCCUCGUCCCGCCAAAAAUAAACCCUCGCCUCCCUUUCUAGAAUAAAAAAAAAAUGAAAUUGAACAUUUUAAACAUCACAAUCAGUGUGGGAUAUUUUUAUUUUGAUGUCCUCAUGUUUUUAUGUGUGCUGUUUUACUGUACAGAAAUCUGAUAUCAUGUCAACGCUCCCUGACGAGCGUCCAUACACAGAACAGAAUCUCUUCCAUCAAGAAGAAUUUAUGAAACGUCAUAUCACACCAUCCGAUGUAAUUGAAGGUAUUUCCACUGUUCCAUAUUACUACAGAUCUCUCUCUAUAUAUAUAUACAAGAAAAUGAAUGGUUGUAUGUAUGAAUAUGUGUGUUAGUGCUCAAAGGCAACACGCUGCAAGAUUUUUUUACACUUUGAACCCAUCAAAUAGUCUACGAUGAGUGAACCUCCAGUACUUUAAAGAACUCUUGGCAUCCAUGUUUUAGACGACUAAACCAGCAAUUUUAGACUUCAUGGGUAUUUUUGCCAUUCAGUCAAGCAACUGUGAACAUCUACUAGAGGUUUUCUAAAUAACAUACAAAGAUGCUGUCGCUUGCCAGAGAUGUGUGAAUGCCAGAAAAAUUCAAAGCAUCAGAAAAAGAGAAGUGAAAUUAAGCGUCCUCUUCCAGGUUGGUAUUGAUUGUGCUGUCUGUAUGAUGUCUUCACUGUUGUGUUUAUUUUUUUUUUUCUGGAGAGAAGUAAAUAACAGCAGCCGAAACAGCGACAGCGUUUGUGAAUAGAGAGUUGGUGUCCUUGAGUCAUUGGAUCCAGUGCGAUUUUUAUUAACACUGUGCCACAUAGAGCCAGGUCCUCACAGCGAGUUCAUUGCCAAACUAGUAUGCGGGUUUUUUUUAUUCUCUUCAGCUUAGCUAGUACAUGCUAUCAGACAUUAUAAAAUCAGCAUCUGGUUCUUUGUAAAAUCAAAAAAAGAGUGAAUGUGAUUAUAGAAGAAACAACAAGCUGCUUUGGGAAACAUGUCUGUGACAAAUGUAUAGGGCUGGGUACUGGUAAGCGAUACCUUUCAGGUAUCGACCGGAAUAACGCAGUACCAAGUAAUCUGACCUCCAGUCAAACGAUACCUGAAUUUGAUCCUUUUGGUGCCCAGAUCUAGAAAAAAAAAAAAAAAAUUCCGAAAGCAUUGGCCCACUACCGCAGCAGCUACAACCCACACAGCCAAGAUUGCCUGCUGGAGCCGCUGGCUAACAGCCAGCUAAAACAUGAUUUAUGCUUGCCGCAUCCGUGAGGCUCGCAAGUGUCCGCAUUGUCAAAGUGACAUCACACCAUCAUAUACGGCCCUUCGGGUGGGUUCCGUGCGACAGGUUUCCGCCCGUCUGCACACAUGCAAAUUUUUCUAACUGGACGCGGAUGUGCGGCAAAAAUAGAGAACUUUGAGGAGCUUUGAAAAUGUCUGUUUGGCAUGACUUUGAGUAUAAAAGAUCCAAACGUUUCCUCGUCGUGGUUACACGUCAGCUCAUGUCCGUGUGGCCGUCCUUGUGGAAAGUAUAACCGAAGCUUUACGGUGCUAACAGUGCUGACAACAGCAACAGUGCUGACAGAGCUAACCGUGUUAUUCUCGAGGGGAACGGUAGGGUGGAAGUUACGCUUCCGCGACAACGCGGUCCUGCCACCGUUGUUCGGGGGAUGCCAUUAUCAGCUGUAUAAGCGCUGUGCAGUUCAGUGGCGAUUAGCUAGCCAGUGGGACACAGCUUCCAUUCACAAGAUGGGUAUUGAAUGAAAUUGGUAUUGUACUGGUACUGGUAUUGUAAUCUUUUAAACGAUACCCAGCCCUAGACCGAUGUCCAAUUAUUUUCCCUCCUAAUAAAAACUAUUAAAACAUUUUCGCCAACCUCACCCACUAUUAGCUAAAGCCACAAAAUGACACAGAAAUUAAUGCAAAUGCGGUCCCUUUAUAUUUAUUUUUCAUUUGUCUCAUAAGAGUCCCAAAGCAUGCAUGCCUUGUUGUAUGUGCUAUAUUUUAACAGUGUAAAUGAAUACCCAUCCAUGAACAUAUUAUUUGCCUGGACUGCUGCAGCUUGCGAUGUAUGGUUUUUGUCUCUUGGAUUAAGCCUAGUUCCCAUCUGAUACUGUAUUAUUUCCUUAAGACUAAGGGCGGGUUCACACCUAAAGGUCCGGUUCAUGAAUCGCCUGAACCACCAGAAAUGAACCGCUCCAGAAUUCACUUGAUGGCGUUCUCAGACCUCCUCUUCAAGGCGGGCCAGAGAGCGGUUGUUUGGUACGCACCAGAGUUUGAGUCCAGCGUUCACACCAACCGAACCAAAGGGGGUAAACGAUCCGGGGUUCGGUUCAACCGGACCAAACUAAGCUGGUGUGAACGCGCCCUAAGUUUAUCCUGGCAAUCCUGUCCAGAGAAUCACAAUGCUCUUGGUUCUGCUUUGGUAGAUAUAUUGUAUCAGGAGAGACCAAGGUCGAAGUAUGGAUCGUUUUUGUUUUUGUUACCAUGAAGGUCACAUUCUGUUUGAAGAAUUGCCACUCAAAAGAGAAGGCAAGAGGCGUUGUAUUGAUUUAGAGGCACUUGUUUUUUGUGAAUGAUGAUAUUGAGUAUGAAACUCCAGACAAAACCACUCAUACAUUUCGUCAGAAAAGCCAAACUUAAAAAAAAAUUGUACACCCAAGCAGCGCAUAUAAUCUCACUGCAAAACCCUGCUCUCGCAAAAACCACCUCGGCAUGCACACCAUCUCUUUAUCCAUCUUGUGCACUCUUGUCUGUGUAUAUAGAAUCAGUUUCUGAUGAAUUAUUUUAUAUGAGAUUUAAGAUAUUUAAGAAUAAAAUAAGUCUAUAUGUAAAGAAAGUUGUAUGGGGAAAAAAAAACCUGACCUCUCAAUGUUAAUACUCAGUAUCUGAGUUUAAAUGUCCUUUUUUGUUUUCUAAUGCCUUUUUUUCUGUUGCAACUUUUAGUUGACUUCAUAAAGUAUGCAGACUCGCCAUGUGUUGUGAGUUUAUCCUGUCAUAUCAGAAAUAGAAAAUGCACUACCCAUAAUAACGUUUGGCCUGCCAGAGUAGAAUUUGUCACUUACAGUAUGUUUAUUAUAGUAAAUGUUUGUUCAGACAGAAAUAUUUGAAUUAAAAAAAAGUGACAGUAUAAAAGAGAAAUAUUAAUGUGAUACUCCCUUUAUUUGGAUGGCAGGUUGAAUAGUGAAAGGAGGCCCGAGUAGACAUCAAAGAUGAUGCAUGAACCUCAUAGCUUUGCACAGGGCCACCAGUUAUUUCCAGGGUCUGGGACAAAAUGGGCCAAGCUUAUGAGUUAUAAAACAGUGGCCCAUUAUUGAUCACACAAUACAGGCUCCUUUGAGCCUCCGUAGAUGCUGGCAGUCAGUGGCCCUGGCUUUAUUGGAAAGGGAUUUGUAACAGUAUCACAACAAAACAUUUUGAAAUCAGCCUCUCCUGCUACAUUAACCUGAGAGAACAUUGGGCUAGGUUAAUUGCUGUACAACAUGUGUAUUUGCUGGUGGUGUGUCUUAGGAGCAGCCUGAGCUUCUCGGUGUCGAUGUGUUUGGUAUCAUGGGCCAUCGUAGGCCAACUUCUCUGUUGUCAUCAGUAGCAGAUGUACUGCCCUAAACGAGCUUGCUGACUUAGUUUCGGCUCACCAGACGGCUGCUGGAAUAUUCACCUGUGGUACUGUGACAAAACCUGAAGCCAGUUUUCACUUUUUUCUACAUUGACACAGAUUCCAAUAAAUGUAUUUUUUCACCAUGCAA